UUUGUCAUUAUUUGGCGCGCUCACAUUUCUCUUGUUGAAAAUCAAAAGGAUGAAGUUAAGUAACUGCACUGACGAUAUGUACCCAGUCAAGUUGAAAAUUUACAAAUACUUGUCUCUCGGACUAAUAAGAACUGCUAGUUUUCUAGCAAGCAAGCUCUAUCACGCUACUGAACGAUCUCCAGAUGCAAAGCUCAUCUACCUCAACUGUCUCCUUUUGGGUGGAGAGUUUAAAAGAGCAAAUAGCUUUUACAGCACACAAAGUGAAAAUAUUUCUUCUUUAAAAAAGCUUGACAGAAUCUUUUUUCUUCGCAGCAUCUUGUCUCACCAAGACACGAAGCAGCAGUUGAACGGUGAUAAGGAUAGCCUGCUAGAGUCUUUUUUUUCAAGAAAACUCGAAGACCACGAAAACUUCGACUCAAGAAAAUCGAAUGAACAGUCAUUGCCUAUUUCACUAGAUUCUUCUUUUGUUUUAUUGGAAGAAAACAGUCGUGAAGUGGAAGCAGCAUAUUGUUAUUUGCAAGGAAAAGCAGCUUUACAACUAGUUAGGAAGAAAGAAGCAACAGAACUGUUGAAAGAAGCUCUUCAGUAUGAUUGUUUUUGCAUCGACGCGAUAGCUACUUUGUCAGAAAGUGACUUGUUGACAGAAACAGAAAAGAGAGAGCUUGUUUUGAAUUCAAAACUAUUGGAAGAUGAAUCUUGGUUGCAACUUUUUUAUUCAGGACUUCUUAAAUGUUCUCUGAGUAGCUUUUAUGAAAUUGCAAGCUUAAGAUUGAAUUCCUUGACCAAUGAGACGGUUCCAAAACGGUUUUACCUUUCUGUAGAGUCUAUGCAAAACGUUCUUGCGAGUUGUCAUUCCCAUUACUUCUGUGAGGACAAUCUAAAAAGGUUGUCAUCAGAUACGGACUUUUUAAUAACGAUAUGUGGUUUUUUGUAUUCACAAAAACGAUUUUCACAUUGCGACCAAGUUCUGGACAAAGUAUUGACCCAAGAUAAAUACUGUUCUUCUGUGUAUACAUGGAAGGCAGCAUGUUUGUAUGCCCUCGGGAAAGUCCAUGAGCUGUUUCGUUUCGCGCAUUGGUUGGUUCGAGAGUUCCCCCAGUCGGAAUGUUCUUGGUAUGCUGUUGGUUGCUAUUAUUUGAGUUGUAAUCAAUAUUUUCAGGCAAGACAAUAUUUCCAGAAAGCAACCUCGCUACGACCAUCAUGGUCUCUUUCAUGGAUAGCUCUAGGACAUGCAUUUGCAUUUCAAGAUGAAAGUGAUCAAGCUUUGGCUUCUUAUAGGACCGUGUAUCGCCUCUCUUCACUCAGUUUCGAUAGUGUUUUAUUUAUGGCAAUCGAAUAUUUGAGACAAAACAAUUUUUCGCAGGCACAGCGUUUGUUAGAACAGGCAUCGAGUAUCGCACCCUCAGAACCUCAACCUUUUCAUGAAAUGGGUGUCUUACAUUAUCGACAAGAGAACUUUGCAAGUGCGAUUGAUAACUUUCAGAGGUCAUUACAACUAACGAAGCAAAUGAUUGGCGAUAUUCCAAGUGCAUAUCCAGAGUUGAGUGGCUACUUUAGUAUGUUGACUGCUUCUUUGCUAGGUUUAGGACACUGUUACCGACGUCAAGGACUAUAUUCAAAAGCAUUAGAUACCCUUGAAGAUGCUUUAACGAUUGCUCCACAAGACCCCUACAUUUGUUCUGCUAUUGAGACCUUUUGGUGGAAUCACUAUUGGAACUUGGCAUGAAAUCUUUAACAAACACUUGUCUU
Molecule: messenger RNA, 1749 nt
Organism: Galdieria sulphuraria
Lineage: Eukaryota; Rhodophyta; Bangiophyceae; Galdieriales; Galdieriaceae
Product: anaphase-promoting complex subunit 6
Exons: 2
Coding region: 50-1726 (558 amino acids)
Biological process (GO): cell division
Molecular function (GO): protein binding
Source: RefSeq, a predicted model, not a curated record